Messenger RNA from Cercopithifilaria johnstoni, 1362 nucleotides. The record is from the annotation of a GenBank genome assembly. NCBI's taxonomy places the organism in Eukaryota, Metazoa, Nematoda, Chromadorea, Rhabditida, Onchocercidae.
AUGGCGAUGGAUAAAAUUAUCAAACCAGAGAAGAAUGAAUUCAUUUCUCCUCUUGUCAAUUUCGACACAUUUGGACAGGUCGCAAGGAAACAAUGGAAUUGUCUGCGAAAAGCUGUUUCAUUGGAACCGUUACUCGAGUUCAGUUAUCCAGCUGAUAUGCCUGAAGCGCCGUCGUACGUUCAUAAACGUGUAUUACGUGAUAAUGAAGAUAUCGAUGACAACGAGACAACAGCUGCAAAAUUGCAGAAAGUAUUUGGUAUACAAGAUGACGAUGCGAGAGAUAUGGUUUCUAGUUUGGAUGUCAGUCAUUUUGCUUUACUCAAUAAACGAGAUAUAUUUUUUCGGAAGAAAGUUGACCUUGAAGAUAUACCUGCCGAUACGGAAUUAGAAACUUUAAAAUUGAAAAAAAAGGUGUUAGAUAUGUUUAAUCCCAUCAAGAAGAAGCCAGCGGGUCCUUACGAUGAUCCACGGCAGCGUGAACAAAAUCUGAAGAUGAGAAGGAAUAUACAACAAAGCAUGUGCUAUGGUAGUACUGUACUCAAAUAUGGUGACUAUAACGAAAAUGAAACGAGGCACUGCAGAAAUGACGGAUAUAAGCAGUCGGUAGUGAAUGAUUUUGUGGUAACAGUGGUCAUUUGUAAACCAUAUAAUAAAGCUUUGGAGUAUUUAGAAAAGCGAAAUGCAACGUUACGUCCAUAUUGGCGAUUUCUAUUACGUGGUGAGACAUCUUUGCUUGAAUUGCAUAGUUUAUUUCGGUGUACCGCAGAUUAUGGAACAGCAGUGGAUGAAGACAAAGUGCCGCAGCUUCAUGAUUUCAAUAUGUUUAAAUAUCCAUCGUCAUUCUUGUUUAUUCAUGAUACAUUCUAUAUAGCAGAAACUUACACUGGAUCUAAGGAAACACUGUUACAAAUCGAUACUUCAAAAAUUGAACCCCACAUAGAUAUCUCAGAACCUAUACGUGAAUGGAUGAAAAGAAAACCAAAAGAUUUUGGUCCAACACAAGUUAAAAGUCUCAAUGAAGGCAAGGUUAAAGACUUGGUAUGUCGUCUUGGAUAUCCGUAUGUUUAUGUUCAUCAGGGUAAUUGCGAGCAUGUUUUCUUUUUCACCGAUUUGCGAUUGAUGGACAUACAAGAUUAUCCAAUCGAUUUUCCUCAGAAAUUAUCCGAUACAAGCUUGGAAAAUUACUGUAUUACAUGCCAUAAACGGAUUGCAGACUGGAUACUUGAAAGUGAAAGUUUCCCGAUAAGUCCAGCUCAUAUGUGUGAUGACUGUUACAGAAGCUUCCAUUAUAUUCUUUCUUAUCGUCGGAAGAUCGAUUCUAGAGCGUAUGUUUAUAUGGAUCCAUCCAUCUUACAAUACUAA